AUGUUUCAACAAGAAGCUAAACAAGCAGGAAAAGAAAAAUUAUUACUAACAUGUGCUACAGCUGCAGCACGACACCGAAUUGAAGCUGGUUAUGAAGUUGAAGAAGUUUGCAAAUAUUUUGAUUUUGUAUCUGUAAUGACUUAUGAUUAUCAUGGCAGUUGGGAAGGUAAAACUGGACAUAAUAGUCCAUUAUAUGGAAUGCGUAAUGAAAGAAAAAAAUUUCGUGAAUGGAAUAUAAAAGGUUCAAUGAAUGUAUGGGUUGAAUUAGGUUGUCCAAAAGAAAAACUUAAUAUUGGNCGGCCAUACCACGUUGAAUACACCAGUUCUCGUCCGAUCACUGAAGUUAAGCAACGUCGGGCUCGAACUGAAUGUUAUUCGUCAAAAGAAUCUAAAAAAACAUAUCGUCUUUGGUUUCGAAUGAAUGAUAUUGAUUUAUUUCAUCACUAA
Molecule: messenger RNA, 447 nt
Organism: Rotaria sp. Silwood2
Lineage: Eukaryota; Metazoa; Rotifera; Eurotatoria; Philodinida; Philodinidae
Source: the annotation of a GenBank genome assembly